CCGACCGAUCCCGUCACUGAUAAUGCUAGGAAGAACCGCGUUCUGACGCGUUGUGUCGAGCGCUGAGAAGCCCGUGCGUGCACGCGAUCGAUGGACUGAUCAAGCAGCAAUGAAGUCAAGUAGUUUCCAAUUUUUGCUUCCUUCCAAAGAAGAUGGAAGGUGGCCGGCGGAUAAGGUGGUGGUGGUGGCGCUCAUCGGGAAGAGUACCGACCUGGCCGGCGGCGGCAAGGGGCACGCCUUCCGUAACCUGCUGAGCCACUCGGUGUUCGGUCCCCAGCCGGAGCUAGACCUAGGCGAGGAGCAGACACGCGUUGAGGGCUUCUUCUGCGCCCAAGAGAACGUGGUCUAUCUCCACCUGCGCUCCACGCUGGAUACGUCGGUUCUGUGCAGGAUCUGCCGGGACUUGAAGAACAAAAUUGAUGAAAAUGGAUUCCUCACGUGCUGGUCGGAGCUGCGCUACUCGGCCGCCCGCGCGCUGCUCUUCCUCUUCUCCGUCUCCCACCUGCUAGUGCUCUACCACCCCAGCCACGUGUUCGACCUCAGCUACAUACAGAUGUUCCUCGCCAUCGACGCCUGCAGGCAGAAGCUGCUGCGUCACGUGACGGACACGCUGCGCUCGGUGCCGGGCGUACCGUCCGGCUGGGUGAACCAGGGCCGGCCGUGCCCGCCGCGCGUGCUCUUCUACUUCGCCAGCUGCCCGCCGGCGGUGGCGCGCCAAAAAGCGCGCGCCGGCCGCCCGGCCUCCGAGCAACUGCAGCACAGCCUCGAGGACCAAAUCUACCGGCUGCUGCGCAAAGUGCGCGUCAUAACCAACGCCAGCGCCCAGUCGCUGUUCGCGCUGCCCGGCAACCAGCCGUUCGUGCACGUGGAGAGUGCGGCACCCGCUGGCGACGGCGACCCGCUGCUGGCCCACGUCCGGCUGCUGCAGAGGCUAUGCCACCAGUCAGACGAGCGCAGCAGCCCGCCGCCGCCGGCCGUGGCGGACGCGCUCUGGGCGACGACACCGACGCCCUUGGCUGCGCCGCCGGCCACCUUCGCCGCCCUGCUCGGCCGCCACAUUGGCACGGCCCGCACGCGCGGCUUUGACGACAACGUGGGCAAGCAUCUGCCUGCCCCCAGCUGCGACCUGCCUCCUGGUGAUGUCUGGUUCGCUGCAUGCAGCAGACUAUACGAGGAAAUCAUCCUGGUGCCGGACGGCUCGGCUUACAGGAAGCCGCUGACGAGUCUGCGGUCGGCGCUGGAUUCUGACGCGCGUUUCUCGGAGGCGCGCUGCGCCAAGGUACUGCCGAUCGCUCUAGCCGCCUACCAGGAGGGGCUGCCGGCCCGCUACUCCCAGGAGUACCACACCACCAAGCUGCUGCACGCGACGGCGGUGUUCCGGGCGCACGCGCGCGGUCCCUCCCGCGGCCAGUACCUGGCCCAGCUGGAGGCCGACUGUGACAAGCUGUGGCGCAGGGGGCGCCAGAUCUGCGAGGCGCUCAGCCUCACCGGCAACCCCUGCAUCAACCCCGUGCACCGGCUGGCGGGCCAGCCGGAGCCGGAGCCGGAGCCGGACGAGGAGGGCCACAGGCGGCCGGAGAUGGAGCACUGCUCUGGCGUGCGCUACCUCGCCACCUGCAACUGCGGCCGGCGCCAGCGACAGCGCGACGACCCGUUCUCAGUGCGCAAGGCCAACUACGAGUUCUACGUGAGCCAGGCGGAUGGCUGCUGCGGCGCGCUGCAGCAGCAUGAGUUUCCCGUGUUCCGGCCGGGCGACACCAAGGCCAGGGCGGCGACGGUGGUGUCGACGUCGGCCGGCGGCCCGGCCGCCUCCGCGGCCCCAUCGCCAGACGAGGAGGAGGGCAGCAUCUCGCCCACCUUCGGGCUCGGACUCAGCCAGGGCGAGGCGGAGGAGCCGGAGAAGAGCGGCGGCAGUCCCUCUGACGUCACCUUGGCAGUCAAGAAAGAGGGGAAAAAGCAGCCGGAAGUACAGCCCUCCACCGAAGAGUACCUGGACGGCAUGAUAACGACGGCCACUCCGCGCCACCUGCUGCCCGAAUACCCAAGCUUCAGUUUGGUGUGUUUGGGACAGUCGUCGCUGUACUCCCACUCUGUGGGCUUGCAAGGAUUUCUUCAGGGCUCCAACUACCUGCUACCUUGGGAGCUAAGAAUGAAGACGGAAAAGCAAGACACUGGCAAACGUUACAUCAAAAAGAAAGAGACGUACGACAUCUACGCGAAGAUAUUCAUCGGCGUGGAGUACGAGUGUCCCCGAGGUCACCGAUUCAUGAUGGCCGCCCCGGACCGGAUCAUGAAGGUCAUGGGGUCAGCGCAGGUCAAGGACGGCGCGGCGACCGUGGCCAACAGCGACAUGCCGCUCUACUUCAACUGCCCCUGCAGUCAGAAGCUGAAGCCGUUCGUGGGACAGCUGAUGCGCGUGCACGUGGUGACGCCGAAGUCGUCAGUGCGCGUGACGCUGGAGCCGCGCGUGCAGCCGACGCCACCAGACGGCGCCGUGUUCGUGCCGGGCGGCGCUGGCGGCGUCGAGCUGAGCCCCGCCGCCUACUGGGUGCUGCGGCUGCCGUACCUGUACGAGGACGGCGGCCUGCUGACGGGCCGCCUGCUGCCAGACAUGUUCGGCGUGGUGAUACGCGACGAGGUGUGA
Molecule: messenger RNA, 2644 nt
Organism: Pollicipes pollicipes
Lineage: Eukaryota; Metazoa; Arthropoda; Thecostraca; Pollicipedomorpha; Pollicipedidae
Product: protein SMG8
Exons: 20
Coding region: 110-2644 (844 amino acids)
Biological process (GO): nuclear-transcribed mRNA catabolic process, nonsense-mediated decay
Source: RefSeq, a predicted model, not a curated record